Messenger RNA from Neoarius graeffei (lesser salmon catfish), 2015 nucleotides. RefSeq names its product mucin-2-like. The record is from RefSeq and is a predicted model, not a curated record. The coding region runs from base 36 to 1352 and encodes 438 amino acids. The transcript has 13 exons. NCBI's taxonomy places the organism in Eukaryota, Metazoa, Chordata, Actinopteri, Siluriformes, Ariidae.
GUCUCGAUGAUUUCACUUCGUCCAGUGGCUGUGAAAUGGCGGCGCUCGUCCUCCUGUUCUUCUUCCAUCUGAUUCUGGACAUUCGCUCUCAAAAUGUUCCUCAGCUGCUCGUGUCUCCUGAAGUUCUCACAGAGAGAGGAUCAGUGGAGCUUCACUGUUCUGUUCCACACAAUGUUAAAGUGUCUCGGUGUUCUUUCUACCCAGAGGGAGACGACACAAAUAUUAAACUCUCUCCAUCUCCAUCAUGUCGGCUCUCAGUCACUGGUUUUGAUCUGAUCAGGUGGACAGGACGCAGCUCUCCUGGAACACUUCGGAUUAUUUGUUUCUAUGCGUUGGAUAACUCUGUUCGUUCUCCUUCUCCUCACUCUCGCCCAGCUCCAGUCACAGUGCUGAAUCAGAAACCAGUGCUAAGCGUCGUUUAUGAUAAUCAGUCUGAUGAAUUCAGAUUUGUGUGUGAAAUCCCAGGGUCAGAGUCAGUAACUGCUGAUUUGAGCUGUAAUCUCUACACUGGAGAAAAAACUCCGCUUUUCCAAAACCAAAGAUCUCAAAAGAGUACAUCUGGGAAGGCGGAUUGUAUUUUUCCAGCACAGAGAAAUGAUGUGUUUAAUCGUCUGCAGUCAGUAAAGAGUCGUGAAGUGAGCUGUGAUUAUUCAGUGACCGCUGACCCGACUGCUCGCUCUCCGAUGAGUGAGAAAUACAACAUGAUGCAUUUCUUUCCUGAAACACCACAGCGGCCCACAACUAAACCCUCCCCGACUGGUUUUUCUUCUCCCUCAACAACGUCGUCCACAACGAAAGAGAAAACGAGAGCAGAGUCUCAUGGACCAUCAACUCCAACCACAGACAGAAAGAAACCGACUGCAGGUUUUUCUUCUCCCUCAACAACGUCGUCCACAACUAAAGAGAAAACGAGAGCAGAGUCUCAUGGACCAUCAACUCCAACCACAGACAGAAAGAAACCGACUGCAGGAUCUUUGUCGGUGCUGCUGCCGUCAGUCCUCGGUGUCUGUGUUUUACUGGCUGGAAUGAUGAGUGUCUGUCUCUGCAGCUUUAUCAGGAAGCAGACGGCUGAGAGACGCAAAAUGGACUUGACCCAAGGUGAUCAGGAUGGUGAUGAGGUUUACACAGAGGUGAUGUACACACUCUCCUCUCAGCAGCUCUCUGAGGAAACGCAGCUCCUUUCAGCUGUUCAGCUGUUCAGAUGUUUUUCCACAUUUGGUGUUUGGUGUCCUUCACACUGCUCAACUUUAUUCAGCUGGGAUGGUGAUGAGAUUUACACAGAGGUGAUGUACACACUCUCCUCUCAGAGGAAACGUGGCUCCUUUCAGCUUCCUCUGAAUGAUGGACCCUGAACAGGACGCGCUGCUUCUCUUCUGCACCAAAUUCAUCUCAGUUCACUUUGACUCGUUCACUUUAUCAACACAUCUUUACAAGGAGUUACAUCUUUUUAUCUGAUGGUGGUGGUGUGAUUUUAAAAUAUUUCUGAGAUAAGCUCACGUCUCCAUCAAGCAGUUGUGCUUUUACAGAAUUAAAUUAUUACAACAACUCCAGCACCGUGGUUCAGAGAUUUUAUUCCUUUAAUCUGUUUCACAGUUUCUGUUGAAAUGAUGAAGAAAAAAUAUGAUUAAAGUUCAGCCAGAGAAAUGGGAAGAAAUGAUGAACACAGUCGUUAUGUCUGCGUGUGUUGGUGCUUUGAGUGCACAGCGUGUAACACAAGGACUAAUCACCAUGCACCUGUUCCAGAUAAGAACACAAUCACAGCACACUCUUAUAAGGAUUCUGACAACACACACACACACACACACACAGAGUACCACCAAGUAUCUCACGUUACCAAACCUGAGAUUCCAUGUUGAUCCUCUGGUUCUUGACUUUGUGUCCAGUUUUCUCGACCCUGCUGAGUAUUACCUCCGAUAUUCUGGUUUUGCCUCACUCGACAAUUUCCCGUUUCUCGACCCCGCCUCUGUGUCAUGUUUUUGAUCUGUUUGCCUGCUUGUUUUCAAAUAAACACACUU